Chanos chanos (milkfish) is the source of this 3093-nucleotide messenger RNA. It is a transcript of the gene kcnq5a, whose product is annotated as potassium voltage-gated channel, KQT-like subfamily, member 5a. Gene Ontology annotation, molecular function: voltage-gated potassium channel activity. Bases 1 to 3093 code for a protein of 1030 amino acids. The record is from RefSeq and is a predicted model, not a curated record. The transcript has 16 exons. NCBI's taxonomy places the organism in Eukaryota, Metazoa, Chordata, Actinopteri, Gonorynchiformes, Chanidae. Gene Ontology annotation, biological process: potassium ion transmembrane transport. Gene Ontology annotation, cellular component: voltage-gated potassium channel complex; membrane.
AUGCCGCGCAACCACAGCGGAGAUGAAGGCGGCUCUGGGCUCUGGAUGAAGACGUCUCCGGGGCGCCGAGCUCAGGGCUAUGGAUUGAAAGAUGUGGAAUCCGGCCGAGGUACGAUGAACAACGCUGCUAGGACCGUAGACGGGCUGCUGUCGGCGGGAUGCGGCGCUGGUACAACAGGUGCAGUGGGCGCAGACAACCUGAGACGAAAACAAGGCGCCCGUUUGAGCCUCCUCGGAAAACCUCUGACCUACAGUGCGCAGAGCGGCCGCAGAAAUGUGCGCUACAGGAAGCUGCAGAACUACCUCUACAAUGUCCUGGAAAGACCUCGGGCUUGGGCGUUCGUGUACCACGCAUUUGUGUUCAUCCUAGUUUUCGGCUGUUUGGUUCUCUCCGUGUUUUCCACAAUUCCUGCCCACCAGGACCUGUCCUCCCACUGUCUCCUCAUACUGGAGUUUGUCAUGAUCGUUGUGUUUGGUCUGGAGUACAUCAUUCGGAUCUGGUCCGCGGGCUGCUGCUGCCGGUACCGAGGAUGGCAGGGCAGGCUCCGUUUCGCCCGGAAGCCCUUCUGCGUCAUAGAUAUCAUCGUCCUCAUUGCUUCCAUUGCUGUGGUGUCGGCCGGUAGCCAGGGCAACAUCUUCGCCACGUCUGCGUUGAGAAGCCUCCGUUUCCUGCAGAUCCUGCGCAUGGUCCGGAUGGACAGACGCGGAGGAACCUGGAAGCUGCUGGGAUCCGUAGUCUACGCUCACAGCAAGGAAUUGGUGACUGCCUGGUACAUUGGCUUCCUGGUCCUGAUCUUCUCCUCUUUCCUGGUGUACUUGGUGGAGAAAGAAUUUAAUAAACAGUUUGCCACAUACGCUGAUGCCCUGUGGUGGGGUACGAUAACUCUCACGACCAUUGGCUACGGGGACAAGACGCCGCAGACGUGGACGGGCCGGCUGCUCUCCGCUGGCUUCGCUCUGCUUGGCAUCUCCUUCUUUGCCCUUCCUGCGGGUAUCUUGGGUUCAGGUUUUGCUCUGAAGGUCCAGGAGCAGCACAGACAGAAACACUUUGAGAAGAGGAGGAAUCCGGCCGCCUGCCUCAUCCAGUGUGUAUGGCGUAGUUAUGCGGCUGAUGAGAACUCGGUUUCCAUCGCUACCUGGAAGCCUCAUUUGAAGGCGUUGCAUACCUGCAGCCCUGCAAAGAAAGACCAGGGAGAAUCCACCAGCAGUCAAAAGCUGAGUUUUAAGGAGCGUGUGCGAAUGGCCAGUCCUCGAGGUCAAAGCAUCAAGAGUCGCCAGACAUCGGUAAACGAUCGCCGCUCUCCGAGCACGGAGGUGGGACCAGAGGGAACCAGUCCGGCAAAGGUCCAAAAAAGCUGGAGCUUCAACGACCGGACACGCUUCCGUCCGUCACUCCGGCUCAAGAGCCAAUCACGGACAGUACCUGAAGCUGACACAAACUUGGGUGGAGACGAUGCUUUUGAUGAGAAGGGCUGUCAUUGUGAUGUCACAGUGGAAGACCUGUCUCCACCGCUGAAGACUGUUAUCAGGGCCGUCAGGAUAAUGAAGUUCCACGUGGCGAAGAAGAAGUUUAAGGAGACCCUGAGGCCGUAUGAUGUGAAAGAUGUGAUAGAACAGUACUCUGCUGGACACCUGGACAUGCUGUGUCGCAUUAAGAGUCUGCAGACCAGGCUGGACACUAUUGUGGGUCCUCCCCAGACUCUGAGCGGCAGGGCCAAGACCUUUUCCUCCCCCUCUCUGCACUCAUAUUAUAGCCAAGCCAGGAGGAAACACUCAGCCACAGGGCUGGCCACGGGCACCGGUCCACAGCCCACCCUCAGCACCAAAGCCAGGAACCUUUCCUCUCCCUCCCUGCACUUGUAUUACAGCCAAUCCAAGAGGAAGCAGUCUGGCCCAGGGGUGGAUCAGAUUCUCGGAAAGGGGCAGAUUCCUACAGACAGAAAGGUUAGGGAUAAGAUUCUUCCGGAGGGCGAUUCCCUGGAACAUGACAUGAGUAUGCUGGGACGUGUGUGUAAGGUGGAAAGACAGGUACAGUCCAUCGAGUCCAAGCUGGAUUCCUUGUUGGAUAUCUACCGUCAGGUUCUGCAGAAGGGUCCAUCCACAGCCUUGGGCUUGUCCACCUUACCCCUCUUUGAGCUGGAGCAAACCUCUGACUACCACAGCUCCAUCCAAAGUAAGGAUAUGUCCUCUUGCACGCAGCUCAGCGGAGGAGUGUCACGUUCAGGUAGCGCCAACCUGCCCCGCGGCCUGCAGCUCAUCCUGGCACCCAGCGAACUCAACCUUGGUAGCGGGUACCCAACAUCUGCCUCAUCUUUCUCUCCCUCCCCUCUCCUUCACGGGCAACCAUCCAGUCCUGAAAGUAACAUCUACCCCUCCUCUCCACCGCCUAUCCUCACUCCCAACAACCUCUCCAGAGCUCCACAGUUCCCGGAGUUGAUCAGGCCUUCUCCCCACCCCACCUCAGCCACACUGCAGCUGCCUCCUUUGGCCCAGCCGACCUCUGGCCGACCGGUGGGCCUGAUCCCAGAGACACUUCAGGAGAGCAAGACGGAGGAUUCCAGCGGGAGCCUGCCGUCUGCCCAGACUGAGGCUGGCUCAGGCAAAGAGGCAGAGAGUCGGCAGCGUGAGGUACAGCUCAGAAACAGGCCGGGUCGCGACAUCAAGGAAGAGGUCUCCUGGAGGAGACACCUGAGUCUCGACAUCGACCCCCUGGGGUCGAUAUCGUCCGCGACGUCCGCCCCUCCGCGGGCCAGCCUCGGGCUGGGGAAGUCUCUGUCUGUUCAGAACCUCAUGCUGCCGUCGGGUGGGGACUGUCACCCCAACCUGUCCGCCCGCAGCAGCGGCAGCAGCAACAACGAGUCCAACAGCCGGGAGCCCUCGACGGACUGGGCGGAGACCGAACUCUUCAUCAGCGAUAAAGAGCUGGACGAGCGAGAAGAGGACUUCGACUUCCUGUCCCAGCGGGACGUCGCACUCCCGUCCGAUCUGUUACCGACCGGCGCCGGAGGGCCGUCCGACGGGCAGGGCGGAAUCGGAGGGACCCCCUCGCCCAGCUCCGAAUCCUUGAAUCUGCCCCACGUCCGGCUAAAAUGA